AAGUGACGUGCGAGACGUAAAAAUUGUAGUACCUACGUGAAUUACGCAUUUUUCUAUUUAUAACGACAAUAAACUUAACAAAAUAUUUAUGCAGUCUGACGGCGAGGAAAGUUUGCUGCAUUCAUGCUUCGGCUCACUGAAGAGCGCAGUCAUGGGUUGCUGCUACAGUAUAUGUCACAAGGAAACUGACCCGCAGGAAAAUAUAGUCAAUGAGAGAACCCAUCUCCUCGAGGUGCCAGAGCAACAACAGGAGACUCCAUCACCAACCACCUGCGCAUCUACACCACCUCGCAAACCAGAUGAACAAAGUGCACUCAAUAGAAUACUACACGAGACGGCUACCAACGUGAUCGACGUGGGCGCGCUGGGCCCGUACUCGCUGGAGGCGGGCGCGUACAGCGAGCGCGUGCGCACGUACUCGGCGCGCGCCGCGGCCGCCGCGCUGCCCGCGCCCGCGCGCGCGCGCCUGCUGGCCGACCUGCCGCCCGCGCUGCGCCGCGCGCUGCUCGCCGCGCCCGGCCUCGCGCCCGCCGACAAGGAGCUGAUAACAAAUGCCGUUAAAAAAGCGGCAUCCGCCAUAUCGGAACUGCGGGUGGAACAUCACGAGGACCUGGUGGUUGCGUUUAGGGUUCCAUAGCAAAGGAGUUCCGCCUCCAUGUCCGAGGACGAACGAUACUGACUUACACUGCAAUAGAUUUAUUUAAUAUUUAGAGAAAGCUGCGGAAUCGUUGAGAUGGAGUAUAUUGAGGUAAGGGAUGAUGGGGUUUUGGCUGUUUCUGUUUAUUAUUAUCAAUUAUUUAUCAUUAUAUGCUAAAACUAUGUUGCGUUUUCACUAUAUACUUAACCUUAUAUUUUCAAACCUUGCUGUACAUUCUUCUCUUUGUUCAAACAUAAAAAUUCAUUAUAUAUAUAUAUAUAUAUAUAUAUAUAUAUAUAUAUAU
Nymphalis io (European peacock) is the source of this 941-nucleotide messenger RNA. RefSeq lists its product as uncharacterized. The record is from RefSeq and is a predicted model, not a curated record. NCBI's taxonomy places the organism in Eukaryota, Metazoa, Arthropoda, Insecta, Lepidoptera, Nymphalidae. Bases 89 to 637 code for a protein of 182 amino acids. Gene Ontology annotation, cellular component: lysosome; membrane raft; late endosome membrane. Gene Ontology annotation, molecular function: guanyl-nucleotide exchange factor activity; molecular adaptor activity. The transcript is spliced from 4 exons. Gene Ontology annotation, biological process: endosomal transport; lysosome organization; positive regulation of MAPK cascade.